AAACUGCCAGUCAUUAUAGAAUUAAUCUCGGUUGACUUUGGUUGACUUCGUGUAGUGGGUAAGCAAGUUGCUGCGGUGAAUUUAAUGUAAUUAAAACGACGAAAUCCAAAUAAUGGGAGCGGUACGAAUAAUUAACGAUGAUCGUCAUUUCAACGGCGAGUUAAACAAUGCCGGCCAAAAGCUCGUUGUCGUGGACUUCACAGCAAGUUGGUGUGGGCCCUGCCAGAGAAUCGCCCCGAUAUUCGAGCAACUGUCACUCAAGUAUCCGAAAGCGGUAUUCCUGAAGGUGGACGUGGACAAGUGUGCGGACACCGCCUCGAUGCAGGAUGUGAGCGCGAUGCCGACCUUCAUCUUCUACCGCAGACGCACGCGACUCGGCCACUGCCAGGGUGCGGACCCGGUCGGUCUUGAGUCCAAGAUUCAGCAGUACUAUGGCAGCGGCGAUGCCGACGACGCGGAUGACUCGAUCGCGGACUCCCUGCCUGGCCAUAUGGACCUGUCCAGUUUCAUAAUGAAGCAGCAGUGUGAGUGUUUAAACGAAUCGGACUAUCAUACCUUCCCUCAGUGUCUGAACUCGGACAGUGGGUAUCUUCAGAGCGACGAGGAUGAGCAGCUGAUAAUGUCCAUUGCAUUCUCGCAGCCUGUUAAGGUUCACUCGCUCAAGAUCAAGGCACCCACGGAAAAUGGACCGAAAAAUAUCAAAUUAUUCAUCAAUCAACCCAGAACGAUCGAUUUCGAAAUGGCAAAUUCCAAUACGAGCAUUCAAGAUCUAACAUUAUCGACCAAGGAUCUCGAGGAAGGCAAUCCGGUACCACUGCGCUACGUCAAGUUCCAGAAUGUACAAAAUCUUCAAAUCUUUGUGAUAGACAAUCAAAGUGGUUCGGAAACAACGAGGAUCGAUCAUCUAGUCGUAAUCGGCUCACCAAUCUCGACUACUAACAUGGGAGAGUUUAAGAGAGUGUCUGGCAAGAAGGGAGAAAGCCAUUGAGCGACUAUUCUGGAACAAUAAUAUAUCAGGAUAUCAUCAGGAAUUUUGAUUUGCCUACUAACAUUCCCCCUAUCAUUGUUUUCUUUUCGUAAGAAAGAAAAGGAAAAAGAAAUAAAGCUAAUGUAACAAUUUAAAAUAAUAAAAACUGAUUUGAAUACCGUACAA
Molecule: messenger RNA, 1153 nt
Organism: Monomorium pharaonis (pharaoh ant)
Lineage: Eukaryota; Metazoa; Arthropoda; Insecta; Hymenoptera; Formicidae
Gene: Txl
Product: thioredoxin-like protein 1
Exons: 4
Coding region: 113-988 (291 amino acids)
Source: RefSeq, a predicted model, not a curated record